AUGGCUAUCUCCCUUCGACGCGCGGUGACCGUCGCCGCCUUUCUAGAAUCCGUUUCUGCUAAUAUCUUGCCGUCAUUCAAUUAUGGUACGGAUAAACUCGUUCUCGAAUCCUGGAUUACUCCAUCUCUAUUCGAAAAUACAGGUGACUCAGGCAAUAUUCGCUUGGAGUGGACCUUUUGCGAGUAUCAAGAUACCGACACUGCGAAAGAAAUGUUGCAGGAACAUUGGAGUACCUGGAUUACUGAAUUUGAUUUUGCCGACAUUGCUGCUGAGGGUUUGAAUCAUGUUCGUCUUCUCAUCGGCUAUUGGGCAUUACCCGUCAGUCUCCUUCUUCCAUGGCGGCUGUCGGAUAGUGGAUGGCAUUCAAAUCGCACAAAUAUCGGACGGAGCAACGACAUUUUCUACAAGAUGUCUUCAAUGUUUGCAGACAAGGUUGACAUGAUAGAAGCGUUGAACGAGUUGAGUUCAAUAUAUCCUUCGCAUUGUUACCAUGAGUUCAUUGGAUUAAAGCCAGCUGGGUUUUAUGGCGAUGUGGCGCUGCUCGCCAUAAAGGAGUACUAUUAUGAUGGAUAUCCUGCCGUUCGAUCGAACCAACAAAGGAACGCCCUUGUUUUAAUCCACGACGCAUUCCAAGACCUGAGCUAUUGGAAAGACUUCAUGUGCCCUGAAGACAAAUAUGACGGUGUGGCCAUGGACAUACAUAGACACCAGAUGUUCUCCAACGCAGUCUGCCCGAUGUGCCAGGAGGGACUGUCGUUGUGUUCCUUCCAUCUCUGGACAAUCGUCGGCGAGUGCACGGCCGCUCCUAUUGAUUGCGCAAAGUAUCUCAAUGGAAAUUAUUUUGAUGACAGUCCCAAGUUUGGUGACUGCCGUUGCAAGACAGGCUCUGCGAAUGGUUUUAGCAAAGAAUACAAAGCCUUUCUGAGGAAGUACUGGGAGGCCCAGCUUGUGACAUAUGAGAAGUCCACGGCCGGUUAUAUAUACUGGACCUGGAAGGCAGAGUUUGCGGACGAUUGGAGCUACCAAGCUGGUCUUGCGUAUGGUUGGAUUCCCCGAAACCUUAUAAAUCGGCUAUACCCUAAUAUCUGUGGAUAA
Molecule: messenger RNA, 1095 nt
Organism: Guyanagaster necrorhizus
Lineage: Eukaryota; Fungi; Basidiomycota; Agaricomycetes; Agaricales; Physalacriaceae
Product: glycoside hydrolase
Exons: 12
Coding region: 1-1095 (364 amino acids)
Biological process (GO): glucan catabolic process
Cellular component (GO): cell surface; extracellular region
Molecular function (GO): beta-glucosidase activity
Source: RefSeq, a predicted model, not a curated record